Molecule: messenger RNA, 878 nt
Organism: Lingula anatina
Lineage: Eukaryota; Metazoa; Brachiopoda; Lingulata; Lingulida; Lingulidae
Product: CDP-diacylglycerol--inositol 3-phosphatidyltransferase-like
Biological process (GO): phosphatidylinositol biosynthetic process
Cellular component (GO): membrane; Golgi apparatus
Molecular function (GO): CDP-diacylglycerol-inositol 3-phosphatidyltransferase activity
Source: RefSeq, a predicted model, not a curated record
GUUUGUUUUGCUUUAACACCCUAAAAAUAAUAAACAAUAUUUGUUUACAUGUACGUGUUGAUUGCGUAAACAGGUGCAGGUCGGAAUAGCCAAUAUAUACUGAGGCUCCGUUAUCAAUUUUCAAACCUUCGCUGUUCUAAUUAAAUUACCUUGAUACUUGGUGUGACUUGCCAUCAUGGAAUUGGAACAAAAUUAUUUUAUAUUUGUGCCUCACAUUAUUGGUUAUUUGAGAAUCCUGAUGGGACUCGGGUUAUUUCACUGUUUGCCUAACCACCCCGUCAAGGCUUUUUGGCUUUACACAUUCAGUUUUGCUUUGGACAUGGUAGACGGACCUAUUGCAAAGUACCUUAAUCAAAUGAGUGUUUUUGGCACUCUCUUGGAUACGAUGAGCGACAGAGGAACGCUGCUCUGCAUGUUAGCGAGACUGUGUCUCCUCUACCCCAGACAUGCUUUCCUUUUUAUUGGAAUCGCGUGUACUGAUGUAUCUAGUCAGUGGAUGCACGGCUACAGUUCACUUUUGCUUGGAAGCAGAACCUACCAGACAAUCGGCCUAGAGUGCAUGCCAUUCCUUUCACUUCCUAAAUUCACAAAAAAGGUGAUAUUUUGCGGAAGCAUAUUAUGUUAUGGAUUGUUAUACUUCACCACCUUCACCAAAGGACCGCGAGUUCCUGGUGUGAAAAUGGGGCUGUGGCAGGUAAUCUGUAUUGGCUGUUCUCCAUUCGCUGCCCUCCAGGUGGGUAAGACUCUAGUUGAGCUGGGAGAGGCCACCCUCAUCAUGGCGGCUCUAGACGCCCAGAAAGCUCAGAAGACGGGAAUAAUUAUGAGGGCUUUGGUUUCUUGAUCUUAGCAAAGAGAUGUAUGAGACUGAGGACAAGAAA